Messenger RNA from Cynoglossus semilaevis (tongue sole), 3756 nucleotides. It is a transcript of the gene tmem222b, whose product is annotated as transmembrane protein 222b. Lineage: Eukaryota; Metazoa; Chordata; Actinopteri; Pleuronectiformes; Cynoglossidae. The coding region runs from base 77 to 631 and encodes 184 amino acids. The transcript has 6 exons. The record is from RefSeq and is a predicted model, not a curated record.
UCCUUGCUCCGUGUUAGAAUUCGUUCGACUUGACGCAGGUGGAAGUGGGACAAAUGAAGUUCGUUUUUCGCAGCUGAUGAUGGCGGAUGAUGUUGAGAAAGAAAGCAUGAAGAAUUACCACAUAGCGUCCGAGAAAAUUGACCCACAGACCUGCCGUUAUCCAUACUGUAUUGUCUGGACACCUAUCCCCGUGUUAUCAUGGUUGUUUCCGUUCAUCGGUCACAUGGGAAUCUGCACUUCCACUGGAGUCAUACGAGACUUUGCUGGGCCUUACUUUGUCUCAGAAGACAACAUGGCUUUCGGAAAGCCGACAAAGUACUGGAUGCUCGAUGUCAGCAAAGUCUAUACUAGUGGCACCAAUGCCUGGGAUAGAGCUGUGCACGAUGCCUCAGAAGAGUACAAGCACAGGAUGCACAACCUUUGCUGCGACAACUGUCACUCCCAUGUUGCCAUGGCGCUGAAUCUGAUGCGGUAUGAAAACAGCACGACGUGGAACAUGAUCAAACUUUGCCUUCUCGUUCUAAUCCACGGAAAGCACGUGAGCUGUGCUGGCUUCCUGAAGACAUGGCUGCCUUUCCUGAUGCUGGUGAGCAUCAUCCUCACAGUGGCCCUGGCCCUCAACCUCCGGUGACCUGGGAGACGUGUCAGAGACACAGUGGAAGUCCUGCAGGUCAAACACCGGGAUCGACCUUUUUCGUACGAAACGCAAGGAUGGUAGGGGAGGGGGGUUUCGGGAGCCAGUGAUCCAGGAGGAAUACUUGCCUUCAGGACACACGUCUUGUUUGUUUUUACGAGUGUCUAAACCGUGCCGCCUCUGGGGCGCAGGCAGCAUCACCUCAAGUGGUGAAGCUAGACCAAUCCAGGGAUUCAAAAUUUUUAUUUUUUUUGUAAGAGUUUAAUUGUUUUGAGAGAAGUGACUAAAACACCACCCACAUCGCCGCAACAACCAGGACCACACAAACACACGUAAUUAUGGGUUAUGACUAUGGGAUGCCUCACAGCAGGUCCAGGCCGAUGCCACAUGUCGACCAGACUUGUCUAGUUGAAGGUACGUCGGUGGAACUACAUCCAUGCCUCGCUUUUAGAUUCUGACCUUCUGACUUUGUAAUGGACGAUCCAGUGCAUUUAUAUCAGGGAGUACAUACACGGCGAAGCUAUUAAAUACCUUUACGGGAAUUGAUUGCAUUUCAUGCCUGACCUAAUGUAGCUCUUCUACAGUACUGCGACCUCAACGUGCCAGAGUAGUUUGACUGCUUGUGCAUUUUCUUAAUUUCCUUUUUUAUAUAAAAACAACUAUUUUCUCACAGAGAGAUGAAAUACUCGCGUUAACGUGUCUCGGAGUACCUCUGAAAAAAACCGUUUACUUCCUACUGUCAUGCGAUGCUGAUUGUAGCAACCACAGUGACUGUGGCUUUGGGGGGGGAAAAAUCCCAACUUUUUCGGGCUUUCUACACUGUUGCCAGACCAAGUCAAACUGUGUUGUCAGUUUGUUAUCUUUAUAAAACGCAGCUUUGCUGAACUCAAUAUUACAACAAUAAUACGAAAAACCUGAGACCUGAUUGCAUACUUUGACUGUGUGUGUACGGAAGCACUGCCUAAAAAUAGUCACCUAAAUCACGGACCCUGCUUGAAUUUUCACGUUUUGACAAAACUAUGUUAAUUCCACAUCAUGGUUGGAACACAAAAUCCGUUGCCAUGGCUUUUCCUUGAGUCGAUUUAAAUCAGUCAUUGUUUGCAAUCAAACACACAAAAAAAGUGUUGAGCCCCUUCUUUGUCCGCGCUGCUGCCAGAAGCAGCAGGUAGCUGGGAUCCUCAGGUUUUUCACGCUCACCCACCCCUGCUGAAUAUCCCCACUCUCUGCCGGUGUCUGAGCGGUGUUGCUCCUGCUGUUCUCCACCUCUGCAGAUCAGAUUAGAAGGUCACUGUGAAAUGUCAGUGCUGUUUCACAGAGCUUUGAUAAAUCGCCACUGGGCUACGUCCUGCAAUAAUCCGACCUGGAAGGUGUGGGUCACUAAAUUAAAACCAGGUUGUUGUUUUUGUUUUUUUGUUGUUUUUUUAUUUGUCAAAAAAGUCCAAGGUAUGAAGGGCUAACACAGAGGGAGCUCUAAUCACUUCAGCUUGUGCUGAACACAGAGUUUGUGCGUUCUUUCACCUGUGUUGCCUGUAAAUAUUUAAACCCACGGUACUGUAGCCCACACCAGGUGCUCUUUAUUCUUUGCGAACUCGAUGGAUUUUCACCCACUCGACAGAUCUAUCCUUUAAAUAAUUUACGGCAUAAUUUUGUUUACUCCUGCCUAUCACCGCUGCUGACGUGGACUCAUGCGCGUGAGUGUGCGUGCCUUACGUCGGAAAGGAGGAAGCAUGUGAUUGCAUGCCAGCGUGUGUGUGUGUGUGUGUGUGUGUGUGUGUGUGUGUGUGUGUGUGUGCGUGUGCUUUACAUUCAUGUAAAACUGAAGGUGUUGAAGGAAGAAGGAAGUUGUUGGUCUCGCGCUUUGGCUUCUUGAUUCGUAAUCAGAGUGGGAUCAUUACUGCCAAAUGCCUUGUGUUUUGAAUUCUAUUUUUAUCCCUCCAUAAUGUUCUCUCAACUAUUUUAAAUCUAAAUGCAAUAGCUGGUAAAUCCUUGCAAGGAUAAAUAAUAAAUUAGGCCAUUACGGGUCUGUGGUUCUUAACGCUGAUUCGAUGCAAUAUCCUGUGCAAUGUGUAGCUUCAGACUUCAUAGACGAGAGCCGCGGUGCAAUUUUCUCCCAAGCAUUAAAACUAAGAGACUGAGACGAGCCCCACGAUCUGGCUCCAGUUUGAACAGUUUUCUAUUUACAACGCGAGAGUUUCGUUAAAAGUCGCUAACCUUUCCCCCCCCCCCUGGUGUUUGUUUUUCUUUGUCAGCGGUAAUUGAACACGUUAGGUUGUGUGAGCAGAGACCGGAAUAAUCUAGAAAUGUGUUGACUUUUCCCUUAAAAUACACGUUCCCAUCUAUGACCACAUUCAGUGGGGGGAAAAAAAACCAACCUAGAAACACAAAUGUAAAAAGAAAAAAAAGUCUCUGUGAUUCUUUGUAAUUGAGCUUGGUGUCCGAACAUGAGGGGGGAGUGGGGGGGGUGAGCCGCUCCGUUGAAUACGUCACUUGUUCUCGUGUGAAACGGCUCAUUCAUCACUUUGCCGAACCAAGGUGAUGAAUGAACAGGCCGUAGAGAUCAGCUGAUGACACUGACAACAUUGUCGUUUUAUGGCCUUGUGUCCGAACUGCGCAGAUAAACAGCCCCUCGGCUCACCGACGGUUUGGGACCGCGACCGUUUGAAUGGUUACAGAUGUUGGAAUGUGAACACAUGGGGUCCCGGCAACUCAAAACUGCUGAUUAAAGACAGUUGAGAUGCUAUUGUCGAGGCCACGAUCCAUAGACGGGUCCUCAACUUACGUCAGACGUUUUAGUUCCUACGGUGAACACAUAUACUGUACAUGUUGCUAUAAACUAUGCUAACAGUGGUAUCAUAAAAAUAAAAAAAAACAUUUGAAGAGUCUGACUUACACUUGGGAGCCAUAUUUAAGUGCAAAAAAAAACGAAACCGAGGACCCUCUGUGUACUUCCACCAGUCCGCUGCUCCUAAACCGUCUUUUGUUUUUUAAAUCUAAAGUAUAAUCAAAAAUGCAUAUCACUAAGCCAAGUGGGACUAUUUUAAGGUCCCUUUAAGUGAACAUGUCAACGGUGAUUGUGUUUAUGACUAACAGAUAUAAUAUCAAUAAAGAUGUUUAUUAUUGUA